Lachancea dasiensis is the source of this 1494-nucleotide messenger RNA. The record is from the annotation of a GenBank genome assembly. Lineage: Eukaryota; Fungi; Ascomycota; Saccharomycetes; Saccharomycetales; Saccharomycetaceae.
AUGGCUAAUAAAGUUGUUAAGAAACCAAGUUCGAAAAGUGAGCUAAAAUCGUUGGCAGAGAAGAUUCGUCAGCGGGCCCUUGAGCGCCAGCAUUCAACCGCCACUGGAGAAGGAGACUCUGACGGAAGCCACGAUGAAGACGAGAUAGAGGAAGAAGAGGAAGGACGAGAGCUUGAGCGACAGGGAGACUCCGGGAAGCAGGCUGAAGAGGAAGAAGAAAGCCAAUUUGAUUCCUUUGCCGAGCUAAAAUUAGUUCCAGAACUGCUGGAAGCAUGCGAGAACUUGAAAUUCACCAAACCUACACCAAUUCAGGCUGCAGCCAUCCCACCAGCUUUAGAAGGAAAGGAUAUAAUUGGAUUAGCGCAGACAGGAUCCGGGAAAACUGCGGCUUUCGCAAUCCCCAUCUUGAACUCUCUGUGGCACGACCAGCAGCCAUAUUACGCUUGUGUCAUGGCUCCCACCCGAGAACUGGCACAGCAGAUCAAAGAGACAUUUGACUCUUUGGGCGGAGUCAUGGGUGUCAGAACUACAUGUAUUGUAGGCGGGAUGAAUAUGAUAGAUCAAGCGAGAGACCUUAUGCGUAAACCACACAUCAUUAUAGCCACCCCCGGGCGGCUCAUGGACCAUCUCGAAAACACUAAGGGGUUCUCGUUGCGUAAGCUACGCUACCUCGUAAUGGAUGAAGCUGAUAGACUACUGGAUAUGGAAUUUGGCCCUGUUUUGGAUAGGAUUCUCAAAAUCAUUCCCACUCAAGGCAGGACUACUUAUUUAUUCUCCGCUACGAUGACAUCAAAGAUCGACAAGCUUCAAAGAGCAAGUUUAACAAACCCCGUCAAAUGUGCAGUCUCUACGAAGUACCAAACUGUGGAAACCUUGAUUCAGACUCUGAUGGUGGUGCCAGGAGGCUUAAAAAACACGUUCCUGAUAUAUCUGCUUAACGAGUAUUUGGGUAAAACUGUCAUCGUUUUCACCCGUACCAAAGCGAACGCAGAAAGGAUAUCUACUUUGUGCAACUUGCUUGAAUUUAGUGCUACCGCCUUGCACGGUGACUUAAAUCAAAAUCAAAGAACGGGUGCCUUGGACCUUUUCAAAGCAGGCAGAAGAUCGAUCUUAGUAGCGACCGACGUUGCUGCCAGAGGGUUGGACAUUCCAUCUGUUGAUAUUGUCAUCAAUUAUGAUAUCCCAGUAGACUCAAAGUCGUAUAUUCACCGUGUAGGUAGAACGGCAAGAGCAGGUCGUUCGGGAAAGUCCAUCUCUCUGGUAUCUCAAUAUGAUCUGGAGUUAAUACUCAGAAUAGAAGAUGUUCUAGGUCGUAAACUUCCAAAGGAGUCCGUUGAUAAGGGUGCCAUCCUCGCGCUGCGUGAUACUGUGGAUAAGGCCAAUGGUGAGGUGGUUAUGGAGUUGAACAGAAGAAGCAAAGAGAAAGCAGCCCGAGGUAAGGGAAGAUCGGGUCGGAUGAAGUCCAGGGAUAAUAUGGAUAGAGGUGAGGAGUGA